GGAUUUCGUUUUUCUUUUCAUCUUUUCGUGUUUAAUCUUUCUUUCCAGAAUUGCCUGUCAAAUCUUUCAAUGAUGUUCAAGCAAGGAGGCUGAUCCAAAGUCUGAAAAUAUCAUCGCCACGAGACAAGGUUUGGUGGUGAAGAAAAGGACGUUGCGUACCGUGAAAGAAAAGGGAGAACGGUGGAGAAAGACUGGAAGCAAAGAAACUAGGGGAUAAAGCAUGGAUGGGGGCAUGUUAGAGGCGGAUUCGGGGAUGGAUUUUAUUGAACAGUGGGAUUGGCAGCGGUUUAGGGAAGCCGAAAGUAUGGAGCUGGAGGGCGAAGAGGAUAGUGCGAUGCAGACGCAAGUGAGCAUUGGGAACGGAAAUGAGAUGAAGGAGACGACAGGAGAUGUUGGUGGAAUGGGAGGGGUUGCUGAGGUGGAUCAGAUGCGAUCACAGAAUUUGGGUUUACCACAGUAUGAUGGGCCGGCUGAUGAUGAGGAUGUGAUUGGGGAAAAUGGAUCGGUAUCAAAAAUUGGCAUCGACGAUAUUGAUGUGGGAUCGCGCCAAACGGUUUUGCCACAAUUCGAUAGUCCGGCUACAUCUAUAUCGAAAACUAGGAGUGGAGACGUUGAUGUAAGCUCUCGGCAUGAUGAUGCAGCGACUUUAAAUCUACCUAUAGAGGAAGAUAUGAGCAGAAAUGCUUCCGUGGCCCAAAAGAAAAGAAUGAUCACGGAAGAUUUUGAGCCGAACAAGGAAGGAAUUGGAGGCAUCUUGGAGAAACGCGAUGAUGUAGCAGAUGAGCAAGAAGACCAAGCGAUGAAUCUAGCUGGUGAUGAAAAUAUCCCGGAUUUCCCUGGAGCCGAGAAUUAUGAUCUAGAAUUGGUCAAAGUUGAUCAACAAGCUAUACUCGAAGAUAAUCGUAAGAACGCUUUAGAGUCAAUUACAACAACCACUGAAGUUACAACUAAUUCUGGUCUCAUCGCAGAUGUGGAUUCUUUCGGAGGAAACAAGUCUUUUGAAGAACAAAUAUACGACAAGCCAGAUGAUAAGAUUAAGAAUCCGGGUUUGGGCUGCGAGGAAAUUACGUCGGAAAGGAGCAAUGCCAUUUUGAACUCGGAAGAAGCUAUCACCGAGAUGGGAGCUGGGCCAGUAAUCGAUGACCCUAUCGAUGGAGAGAACAAUGAAACCGGAGAAAUUCGCGGCAAUGUUCCAACUUCGAGCACCACUUAUUCCGAAACGGCUGUUGAGACUGAAAUGAAUGGCAACAAAGAUGCAUAUUCUGGAAACGAAGAUCAUGGUGCUGAAAGCAUUACCAGCGGGUUCCUGAGUAAUGAAGAUUUAAGGGACCUUGAAGGGAAGCCAAGCUCAAUGCCUAUUCUGGAACAAUCACCUGUUGAAUCCGCACCCCGAGACAACUUUUCCGAAGGAGUCCCGUCGAUAGAUGAGAAUAUUAUGAAUGUUGAAAACAGGGAAAAUAUGUUAAAUCUCACGCAUAUUCAAGAUUUUGGAAUUCCCAAUCAAAUACCUGUGGAUGAUAGCUUGGAUGAUGUUGAAUUGCCUUCACUUUCCAGAUUGGAAGCUCCAGUACAGCCAAGGCAAGUAGAAAUUCCGGAUAGUGAUGCGGUCACAGAAUCAAGUCAGCAAUCACCGCAAAAGCUCAGCCAUAAUAGAAAGAUACUCAAUAGUUGGGUGAGACAUGGAAAUAAUGCGGGGAUGACUACAGGAGUUGAUGCGGUAAGAGAAGAAAAUGAGGAUGUGGAGACCGAAGAUGUUAUAAGCUCAUUUGGGAGAGAAUGUGCCACAAGCUCCAUUGACCCAAAGAAAAAUCUCAAUGAGCUAGAAACAAUGGAGUCUGAAGCUCUACAGAAUGGAAUAGAUGAUUUUGAAGAGAUUGAAGAGUCAGUUGAGCGUGGGCCGAUUGGUUUUGCCGAGAAAGUGGAGGAAGUUUCUAGAGCCGACGAAGAUGAUAUAGACAUUCAGCCGCCCUCUAAUCAGACAUCACCGGAAAAAACAUCAAAUAAGAGGGGCAGAUCACCACAAAUAAGAAGAUCUAAGAUAACCAACAGUCAAGUUGGCCAAGAAAAUAUCGAGAGCACAGCAACGCUCGCCGAAGCUGAUUCAGAGAAGCCGAUGAAUAUGGAGAACGAGGAAAACUUAAGCGUAGGUACUCCUGUGGUAGAGAGGAAGAAGCGAGGUAGACCAUCUACUAGGAAUAUUUCUGUAUUAUCUGUCGAUGAGUCUGUCGACAAACCAGAUGACGCAACUACGCACACAGCUUCUACAGACGCUACGGCAGAUAAUUCCUCUCUACAUAGCCCCACACCCGAGAAGAGAAAGCGAGGAAGACCAUCUAGUAGAAAGGUCUCUUUGUUACCUGCCGAUGAGCUUGCCAUGGAAGAGGGUAAAGUAGCUGUGGAUGCACCAGAAAGCGAUGAGGCUGCUUUUAUCAACAACACAGCUGAUGCACAUUCAUCUCCCAGGAACGUCCCUGCAAACAAGUUAUAUCCAAGUAGCCCUACACCUGAGAAGAGGAAACGCGGAAGGCCAUCCGAGAGAAAAACUUCCACUUUAUCUACUGUUACAAAUGACGGUGACGAUCUUGAGAGGGAGAACAAAUUGAUGGAUGAGGAGACUAUACAUUCGUAUGUCGGUCGCAAAUCGACAGAUGAGCCAGCUUCAAGCCCUCCUGUUCAUUUCAUGCAAGAGAAGAUAAAAGGAAGACCAACAGGUAGAAAGUCUUCAGGUUUGAUUCCCGAGAAGAAGUAUUCCGAGGGACCAGACGGGGACUCAGAUGACGUGACAGCAACAGCCCCAGCCCAGAAUGUUGAAAAUGAUGAUGAGUCUGAAGUCAACGAUACGAUGGAUGAAAUAACCGCAAAUUCGUCUUCACCCGUCAAGCGAAAGAGGGGAAGACCAGCCAGUAGAAAAUCUUCCGGCUUAAGUCUCGAGAAAGCCAACACCGAAGAAGUUGCCAGACAUAAUAUGAGUAAUGUUUCAGUGGUGGUUCCCGGAGAUGUUGAAACAAAACAAGCUACGCCUAGUAACAGAUCUAUCGAAAAGCAAAUUGCCAUCCCAUCUUCAUCGGCCAAGAGAAAGAGAGGAAGGCCUGCAGGACGUAAAUCUUCUGGAAUCGGAGCAGAACAUUCAGAAGGUGCAGAGUCAUCGUACGAGGCUUCACCAUUGUCUCAUAACGAUCUUGAUGUAAAAGCCACUACAAAUGGGGAAAUAAAUGAUAACUCGGAUGAAAGCUCGUCUAUACGACCGAGAAAAAGAGGCCGACCUGGUCGAAAAUCAUCUGAACUGAAUCCUGAGAAAAUAUACGUCAACAAAGUUGCCAACGAAAUCUCUGGGACCAUCGUAAUGGAAAAAGACCUUCACAAGGAGCCUAUGAGCGAAUUUCAUUCCACCGAUGAACAGGCUGAUCUUGAUUCCUCGCCAGUGAAGAGGAAGAGGGGAAGACCUGCUAGCCGAAAGGUGUCUCGACUAAGUCCCGAAAAGACAAAUAUCGACGAAUGUUUAGAGGAGAUUUCAGAUUUGCGAAAGAGUGCUGUUACAGAUGCUAGUAUCCGUGAACCGACAUCUAAGAUGAAGCCAGUUGACGAGCCGCAAACAUUUGCCAGUACAUCACCCGAGAAGAAAAAGAGAGGUAGACCAGUUAGUCGCAAGGUCUCCGCAGUGAAUAAUCCGAGCGAGGGGUCUGUUGAACCUCCAGAAGCAAGUCAGGGGGCCAUUAAAACGCAAGAGACCGUAGCCGCAAGCAUUGAUCAACCAGUCGUAACCAGUUCUUCGCAAGAAAAAAGAAAAAGAGGUAGACCCUCAAAUCAAAACUCUUCUAGUGUUAGUACCGCGAACAAGGACGCCAUCGAAACUGCCAAAGCAAGUUCCAGCAAUGUUGCUACAAAAGCUUCCGGCAAAGUUUUGGAUGCUAAUAUCAACGAACCUGCACCUGAUGCUAGCCUACCGGUCAACGCUUCACCCGAGAAGAGAAAAAGAGGUCGACCUUCCCGCAAAGCUUCUAGCUUGAGUAACGGGAAUGCUACCAUGAAGAAUAUAUCGGGUGGCGUUACUAGUAGUGGCAAGAAUAUUCCGACCGAGAUUGUUGACUCAGAUGAGGAAGAAGAGGCGCUGCUAAAUGAAUCGCCGUCUUCAAAAAAGGUUAAGCCAGAGCCAAAGAAGAGAGGCCGGCCACCUGGAACCAAAGAGUUGGAUACCAGUACGGAAGACACAAAAUCUGGCGAAGAAGAUUUGACAGAGGUAUUGGGCGUUGGCGAUAAGCGGGGGACGAGCCAGGCGAAUACACAGAUUGAGGGAAAACAUCCUGCAUCAGAGAAAAAGAAACCAGGUCGACCUUCCGCAGCCAAACCUAGGCGUAUUAGUAAUAGCGAUUCUGAUGUUACAGAGGAAGAACAACAAAUAUCCGGCAAAGUCAAGCUUCGUAGCGCAAAAAGUGAGGACCUUGACGAAGAAGAAGCCGACGAACAAGAAGAGCCGGUGAUUGAGAAAAAGAAAAGGGGAAGGCCAAGCUUACUCAAGAAUAAAGGAAAACAGACUGCAAAAGAUUCAGAGCCUGUAGAUCAAGAUGUCACUAUCAACGAAAUUAAAUCUAUCAAUAGUGAUGUUAAAACGAAAGUAUCCGGAAGUCAAGUAUCCACAUCAUCAAAUACCUCCUCCUCCUCCUCCCAACGCCAAGAUGCGUUUUUGGCCGAGAUCAAAGCGAUGAAACUCACAUCGAUCCAAGCACGCAAUGCGAAUCUAAAAGCAGAGAUUGCACAAAAACGCCAGAAAAUACAGGAGAUCACAGAAGGGUUAGAAAAGCCGGCGAAGCAAACGGUCAAGAGACACAUUAAGUUGUUGCAUGAUUACAAUGACAUCAAGGAUGUGGGACAGGGAUUAUUGGGUAUGAUUGCAGAUAAUAGGGGUGUGAGGGUGGGGGAACUAUAUGAGGAGUUUGGGGUAGGGAUUGCGGAUUAGGAGGUUGGUGGUAAGGGAGGGAGGGAAUGGAAUGGAAAGACUGUGCUUCUGAAAAUAUGGUGAGCGAUUUUCGAGGAAAAGCAAAGAUAUGAGGAUUAUUACAAAGAAAAGGAAAAGAGUAUAUUGCUAAUAGGCGUGUUUGGUUUGAUUUCUUUAUUAUAUGAUACCAUUUUGCCUACUAUUUGCUAGGGCGUAGAUAUUUUUCUCUUGAGAGGGAAAUACUAAAGAAGCUAGACUAUUGCAUGUUUAUUGCUUGUACAUUAGUAUAGAGAUAGAUGGGAAUAGAAUUUUUCUCAAUAAGAUUAUAUGAACACAGAUAGCUACGUAGGUAGCUAUAAUGGCUUUACAUACA
Botrytis cinerea B05.10 is the source of this 5306-nucleotide messenger RNA. RefSeq lists its product as hypothetical. The record is from RefSeq and is a predicted model, not a curated record. Gene Ontology annotation, biological process: meiotic DNA recombinase assembly involved in reciprocal meiotic recombination; meiotic joint molecule formation; double-strand break repair via homologous recombination. Bases 221 to 4954 code for a protein of 1577 amino acids. The transcript is spliced from 2 exons. Gene Ontology annotation, cellular component: Swi5-Swi2 complex; Swi5-Sfr1 complex. Lineage: Eukaryota; Fungi; Ascomycota; Leotiomycetes; Helotiales; Sclerotiniaceae. Gene Ontology annotation, molecular function: DNA binding.